AUGAGGACGCGUUCUCAGUCCAUUUUUUCAUUCUCCUGCUCACUCUUUACACUUCUGGUAGCUAUCGCUACAUUGGUUCAUUUAAGCAGUGCAGGAAAGUCUGCGUCAAGCACUGGUGACUCGGUACUGGUCAUCCUCGAGCCGGCAAAGAAGGCAGAGUACAGUAUAUUUCUUAACGGACUUGAAGACAAGGGGUACACGGUGACAAUUCGUGCACCCAAGGAGGAACAACCAUUACUUAUUGAAGCCGGUCUACCAAACUUUUCGCAUGUAGUCUUAUUAGCCUCUGACACCAAAAAUUUCGCGAAAGAUAUCAGUCCACAAGCCCUCGUCCAACUUCUCUCCCUUGGCACAAACCUCGUUCUAACUCUCGGUUUGAAACAAAACUUGCUUACGUCCCUCGCUCCAGAGUUCUCUCUGCUUCUCCCACCACCGGCAACCCCACUAGUCAGCUUUUUCCCAGAGCGCUCUGACUCUCCAAGUAUUAUCCCAAUCGACGUAUCCCACCAAUCUAUUCCCAACGACACGUUCUCCGUCUUGUCUUCUCAGGUAACUGGAAAAGUGUGGUUUUCUGGGACAGCGUUCGCAUUGAACUCUAACCCUCUCCUCUUUCCUAUUCUCCAUGCCCCACUCGAAAGUUUCGCUGCCGAUUUAAGUGACGCUAGCGGUCGGGUGUCUGACGCGCUUGCCGAUGCAUCUGAAAAAGGCGGGGAAGGCCUGUGGGCCGGCUCCUCUCUCUCCGUCGUUGCUGGAUUCCAGACUCUCAUUGGCGGAGGCACCGGCCAUGGUGCUGACGCUGGUCUAGGAGAAGACAAUCAAGCCCGUGCGGUCUGGGUUGGCGGAUCAUCUCUCUUCUCCGAUGAGUUUGCCACUAAGAAGGUCGUCGAAAAGGUUCAACAGGAGCGAGGGAUGAAGGUCGUGGAAAACCCCUCAGGAAACACGCAGGCUGCUUUGGAGAUUGCAGGCUGGGCAUUCCAGGAGAGAGGAGUGCUGAGGAUCGAUGAGGUUACUCAUCACAAAGUCAACCAGACGGGACCGGUAGAGAUGUAUACUAACAACGAUGAGAUUGUCUACACCACCCGUAUCUCCUCGUUCAAUCCUUCAACUAAAAAAUGGGAACCUUAUUUGGGAUUGAAGGAUUUGCAGCUUGAAUUCACAAUGCUUGACCCUCACGUUCGGAUUGCACUGCCUCCCGUUAGUGGAAAAUCAGGUGUAUACUCAACAACGUUCCGUGCUCCAGACCGACACGGCGUGUUCAAAUUCGUCAUCUCUUACAAACGCAAGGGCUUUACCCACUUACUUCACACACUAAGUAUUCCCGUAGUCCCACCACGACACGAUGGAUACCCUAGAUUCUUGAGCGCUGCGUGGCCUUAUUAUGCAGGUGCAAUAAGUACGAGCGUUGGGUUCCUCGUGUUUUGCGCGAUCUACAUAGCUGGAGAGGCCAAGGAAGAGAAGAGGAGUAAAAAGGAAUAG
This is a messenger RNA of Lentinula edodes (shiitake mushroom), 1476 nucleotides long. Its product is annotated as Dolichyl-diphosphooligosaccharide--protein glycosyltransferase subunit WBP1. The record is from RefSeq and is a predicted model, not a curated record. Gene Ontology annotation, cellular component: oligosaccharyltransferase complex; endoplasmic reticulum membrane. The transcript is spliced from 5 exons. Bases 1 to 1476 code for a protein of 491 amino acids. NCBI's taxonomy places the organism in Eukaryota, Fungi, Basidiomycota, Agaricomycetes, Agaricales, Omphalotaceae.